GAGAAAAGGGCCAGUUGUGACAAGCGGCAAGUCAUGUGUCAUUUUGUAAACAAAUUGUAGUAAAAAUAGUGUAGGGCCUACAACUGCUUCUUGGCCCCAAAGCCCUCGUGAGUGACAUCCUCAAUUCUGAAGGCUGAACGUUGUCAGUGGCACCAUGCAAGGAGGCGAUGCUGUUUUCAAAGUGCCGAAGGUGGCCAAAAAAAAGGUUAUCAAUUUGUACUGUCAUGAAACUUUGGCUGACCUUGAUGAAAGCUGGGAUUCACCCUCUAGGCCCACCCCUUUCGGUUGCAAAAGAAGCAUUAAACAAGAUGAUAAUAAUAUGCUGCAGAAAUCAGAGCACUGGAAAAAGACUGCUUCUACUAGGUCCUAUAGUUGUAAAGAAUCCUCUUAUGUCAGUUCAGAUGAAAUGAUCUCUGUACCAUCACAAGAAAGAAAUACACGAGGUACCCUUAUUAAUUCAUCUUGGAAUCUCCAAGACAUGAUUCUCAAUGAUCCAAUGCUGAAUAGCAGAGCGUUUGACGAGAGAGGAGACAUUGAUGUGGCUGUAGAGUCGUUGUUAACCCACGAUUCAGACAGUGAUUUAAUGUUACAGCACCCGGCUAGUGAUAAAUACACCAGCGGUCUCCUGGCAGAACUCACCAGAGCCUCACGCCCUUCCGAAGUUCCUGCAAUUCCAGAAAUGGAGUGGACAGUUCCUGAGCUUGACUGGCAUCAACAACGUCAUCAAAAAUCGCCACAGCGUUCGCAGAAGCUCAAAGCUCACUCUGUCACCACCACUUACUCUGUGGACAUGGAUGAGGGCAUGGCGUACACCCAGGACAUCCUGCUGGUGCGAGACGAGAGCAUGGCCAAUGCCGAUUCCGAUUCGUCUGGGUCAGACGUGGACUGGGAUUCGCUGACCCCUCCAGUGCCAGGCAGUCCAAGCGACCAUACUGUGCCAGAUUUGGAGAACAUGAACUCUCCUACGUACGAGCAGUCCUGCUGCACCCACGACCCUGUGCUGGUCCCUCAAGCGUCUGGUCUGAGGUGGUCAAACUCCCGCAAUAAUAACAUACACACAAUGUCAGUGCCGUCGCUGGGAGGACAACGCAGUCUACGUGACUCAAGUUUGGAUCAAACUGUCCCAGACUUUCUACUCUGAUGACUUUCCCAGCAGACUUUUAAGAUGUGCAAGGGUGAAAUAGGGGUGGGUGGUGGUUUAUGUAUGAAGGAAAUAUACCCUUUGUUAUGAGGGUAAAAGUAAUGUUAUGUAUAGCCCUCCCCCCCCCCUUUCAAGACUUUGUUCUGAUAGUAAUAGUA
Molecule: messenger RNA, 1299 nt
Organism: Aplysia californica (California sea hare)
Lineage: Eukaryota; Metazoa; Mollusca; Gastropoda; Aplysiida; Aplysiidae
Exons: 2
Coding region: 155-1141 (328 amino acids)
Source: RefSeq, a predicted model, not a curated record